GUCUUUUCAGGGACAAUCAGCCUUCUUGUAUGAAUUCUGUCAAAUAUUUUAGCCAUUUUUAUGCAUUUUUAAGCCGCCAUUCUGCGAAUUUGCACUUUAUACGCAAUUCACCUCCAUCACUGAGUAGAAUAUCAAAGGAUUUUCAUUUAAUUCGUUGUCUUUCGACCUCGUUUCGAGCAAUGGCAAGCGAUUCCACAGAGCCAAAGUUUACCAACCGACUUGCCAAAGAGAAGUCACCUUAUUUAUUGCAGCAUAAACACAACCCUGUAGAUUGGUAUCCAUGGGGUGAGGAGGCAUUUGAAAAGGCAAGGAAAGAGCAAAAGCCAAUCUUUCUAUCAGUUGGCUAUUCAACUUGUCACUGGUGCCAUGUAAUGGAAAGAGAAUCCUUUGAAAAUGAAGACAUUGGAAAACUGUUGAAUGAACAUUAUGUGCCUGUCAAAGUGGACAGAGAAGAGAGACCUGAUGUGGAUAGGGUGUACAUGACCUAUAUCCAGGCAAUGAUGGGAGGGGGAGGCUGGCCAAUGAGUAUUUGGAUGACUCCUGAGUUAAAACCCUUUGUUGGUGGGACAUAUUUCCCACCUCAAGACAUGCAUGGAAGACCAGGUUUUGCUACAAUACUCAAUCAUAUCGCCAAACAAUGGGAGUCCAACAAAGAUAAAUUUGCACAACAAAGUACAAUCAUCAUUAAUGCCAUCCAAGAACAUGUCAAYGARUUAGGUCUUGAUGCAAAGGRCAUGCCCAAAAGUGAAGUGAUUGACAAGUUGUUCAAAGGACUGUCGACAAGCUUUGAUGAGGAACUUGGAGGGUUUGGUGGAGCUCCAAAGUUUCCUCAGCCUGCAAAUUUCAACUUUCUACUGAAGUAUUUUUCAAGCAAAAAAUCAACUGACGAUGGGAAAAGAGCAUUGCACAUGGUGGUAAAGUCUCUUGAAUGUAUGGAAAGAGGUGGCAUCCAUGAUCAUGUUGGACAGGGUUUUCAUCGGUACUCUACUGACAGAAACUGGCAUGUUCCUCACUUUGAGAAAAUGUUGUAUGACCAGGGACAACUUGCUUGUCUAUAUGCAGAUGCCUACCAGAUCUCCAAGGAUGAGAAGAUUGCAGAUACACUUAGGGACAUUUUGCUCUAUGUUAUGAGAGACUUGAGCCAUAAGCUAGGAGGAUUCUACUCUGCUGAAGAUGCCGAUUCACUKCCAACCUAUGAAGACAAAGACAAGAAAGAAGGAGCCUUCUGUGUCUGGGAGGAAGAAGAACUCAAGAAGCUUUUAACUGAUACUGUUCCUACCAAGUCAGGRGGGACAAUCCCAUURUCRACACUUUUUGUCAAGUAUUAUGGGGUAGAACCUGAUGGCAAUGUUAAACCUCAUCAGGACCCCCACAAGGAACUGAGAAAGAAAAAURUUCUCAUUGUACGACAAACUUUACAAGAGACUGCAGAGAGUUUGGAUGUCGAGGAAGAAGAAGCCAAAGAACAACUCAGCAAAGCGAGAGAGAUUCUUUAUGAAGAAAGAAAAAAACGUCCUCCACCUCACUUAGAUGACAAGAUGGUCACGUCAUGGAAUGGUUUGAUGAUAUCUGGUUUUGCACGAGCKGGCCAGGUUCUUGGAGAAGACGUUUACACCAAACGAGCAGUCAAAGCUGCUGAAUUUGUUAGGAAUCAUUUGUACGAUAAAGAUACUAAAGAAAUACUGCGAAGUUGCUACCGUGAGAAUCAAGACCAAGUUUCACAAAUCCAAUAAGUGGUUUUUCUUGCGACUAUGUCUAUCUUGUUCGAGCUCUGUUAGAUCUGUACGAUGCGACAAUGGACCAGCAGUGGCUUGAGUGGGCUGUGGACCUUCAGAACAAAGCGGACGAACUUUUCUGGGACGGUAAAAAUGGCGGCUACUUUGCUGUUUCAGAGGGCGACACGAGUAUUCUUAUAAGAAUGAAAGAUGAGCAAGAUGGCGCCGAGCCGAGCCCGAGCUCAAUUUCGACGGGAAAUCUACUGCGCCUUUCAAACCUAAUCGAUUGUAAAGAGUACCGCGAACGAGCUGAGCGUAUAUUCACUGCUUAUGAAUCAAGACUAGCACAAAUUCCUAUCUCGCUACCUGACUUGGUAGGAAACCUCAUUAUGUACAAUAGUGGUAUCAAACAGAUUGUCAUUGCUGGCGACCAAGAAGCCGACGACACCAAACAGCUACUCAACUGCAUCAAUUCACACUACAUUCCCAACAAAAUAGUAAUUCUUCAUGACGGAAAGGAAGGAUUUUUAUCGAGUAAACUCGCAGUUCUAAAGAACCUGGAACGAUUGGACAACAAAGCGACUGUGUACAUCUGUGAGGAUUACACUUGUAAACAACCUGUCACGUCCGUAGAAGAUUUAGAAAAACUUUUAUCAGAAUCAUCAUAGAAGUUAGUCAUUUUCUAGUUGUAUUUUACAAAUGUAUUUUCAAGGUAGAUUAAGACAAAAGUAUAACUCUGAACGAGCCGCAAGGACUGGACGUCGCUCUGUAUUUGGAAAACUAAGWAUGUAUGUGGUAGAAUUCUGCACGUUGUGGGAUGAGGUAAAAAACCCGCGAAAUAGAGCGGAUUUCAUAUGAGUGGGACACCGUUACCGCACGGUUACCGUACAGUUACCGGACCUGGCCUUCACAAUUUUGGUGAACCWAUGGGGCACUAGAAUUUGGUUACAGUACGAUUACGGUCACAGUACAGUACCGUCCGUUUCCCACUCAUACGAAAUCCGCUCUAUGUAUAACACGAAAACAAUGCAAGUACAAGGCAAGUAGUCUGUACAGCGACAACAUUUAGUGCAGCCAAGCAUGAGUUCUUAAAUAUCUCCCCAAGAACCGUUUUUAUAUUUUCUUUUUAGAAACAGUACAAAUACUUUUGCUUAGAAAAAGCACAAAGUACUUAAGAGGACUCUUGAAGCGGACAUAAAAAAGUGAGGGGACUACUACUACCAUCAUGUCUUGCUGGACUAAAUGGGGUCGCCUUACAUUGACUAUUCCAUUGUAUCUUUUAGAUCUAUUUUGACUGCUGGAUAUUUUUUGGGCUUUGCUUUUGUUUGUUUGUGUGUGUGUUUUUUUUUCAGUCAGGUUUGUUUUGUUUGUUUGCUUCUCAGUUUUGUGGUGGGUGGUGGAUGAUGAGGUUUCUUUGUACAAAAAUAUUAGAUAGUACUUUAUAUGCCUGAAUAACUGCUCUGAAUGUUUUAUUAUAAAUGGUGAAUAUAUAAAAAUAAAGAAACAUUUCGUCAGUGUUUAA
Exaiptasia diaphana is the source of this 3237-nucleotide messenger RNA. RefSeq names its product spermatogenesis-associated protein 20. The record is from RefSeq and is a predicted model, not a curated record. Gene Ontology annotation, biological process: carbohydrate metabolic process. NCBI's taxonomy places the organism in Eukaryota, Metazoa, Cnidaria, Anthozoa, Actiniaria, Aiptasiidae.